CCCAUCCUCUCCCGUAAGAAGGCCCCAAACAUGGGAUCAUCGUGAAAAGAACUUCUCCUUUGCGCCAAGACACUGGCCAGUGCACCAUCAGACAUCUUAUUUGACAUCCAGGUCUUGACUGGUAAGGUCAGAGAUGCCGACAAUCAUAGCGUGCCUCUUGACGGUGUUCUUCAUCUUCGGCACUACGUCAUCAGCAAAGAAGAACCUCAUAGUUGACACAGACCUGUUCAGCGAUUGCGAUGAUGCUGCGGCUCUCCUUCUCGCCGCCACGUCUCCAGAAGUCAAUCUUCUAGGAGUCAACAUCAACUCCCAAUCCUCAUAUUCAGUACUAGCAGCAUCGGCCAUCCUCAACCACUACGGCCACGCUCGAGUCCCCGUCGGUGCCCGGCGCCCUCUAAAUGAUGUCCCGUUCUUCGACAAAUGGGCCAGCCGGGCCGGCGAAUUUGCAAGCAAGCUAGCAACGCACUGGUUCAAAAGCAUCUCCGACGCCGAGGAAGCCUGGGAACCCGUCGACCUCUACCGCAAGCUCCUUUCCGAGGCAGAAAACGACUCCGUCACCAUAGCCUCCAUCGGCUUCCUACACAACCUCUCCGAACUCCUCAACUCCACUGCGGAUGUCUGGUCUCCGUUGUCUGGCACCGAGUUGGUGAAGGCCAAGGUGAAGGAGCUCGUCGUUAUGGGCGGGAACUACCCAAACGGAUUUGAAUUCAACUUUUGGGGCGACGAUCCCUUUGAGACGGCGCAUGCAAUUCAUAACUGGACAAGUCCCAUUGUCUACGCCGGUUUCAAGCUUGGGGCCUCAGUUCGCUCAGGCGGCCCUCUCAUGGCUGACGGACCCAAGACUGACCCAGUACGGGCGGCUUAUAUACUUUACACGUAUUAUCAGCCUCAGUGGUCUUACGAUCCAAUUGCAAUGCUCUACGCUGUGGGUGGCCUUGGAGAUUUCUUCAAUUUUGGUAACGAGUACGGGUACAACAGAAUCACCUUGUACGGAGAAGAUAAGUGCAAUGGUUGCAAUGUUUGGGUGUAUGACAAGAACGUCACCAAUCAGCACUGGCUUGAUGUUACAGUCACUUAUGAAAAGCUCAGAGACGAGUUGGAUAGACGGUACCUGCAAGGAGCAUGGUCUUCUAAGAGAGCCUCAGACCACGUGGGAAUAUUACCCAAGCUUGGCGACUGCAGAGUCGAGCAAGCUUCGAGUCCACCACAGAAACUAGAGCUUUGACAGCCGGGGUCUCUGAAAGCAGUGAAAGAGACAGAGGCGGGAGAAUAAGACCAAGGCUUGUAGUGUUGAAAAGCAAUAGAAUAUCUGUUCUGAGUCAUCCACAGUUCAACUCUCUCGGUAAUUUCUAUUUUCGUUGCGAAAUAAAGGGAGGCGCCCUGGCUUUACCUGUUCCACGACUUGGUUCAGGGUUUGGAGAGAUAAAUAUGCGCCUGGACCAACUGGAUCUGUAUGAUACGUUUAUAUGAAUUCUUCGAAUGUAGCCAAAUUCUCCACCCUGAAGAGGGCAUUUUAUGAACCACCAGAUUGAGAUAAGAAAAGAUGAGAAG
Molecule: messenger RNA, 1551 nt
Organism: Colletotrichum godetiae
Lineage: Eukaryota; Fungi; Ascomycota; Sordariomycetes; Glomerellales; Glomerellaceae
Product: inosine/uridine-preferring nucleoside hydrolase
Exons: 2
Coding region: 134-1225 (363 amino acids)
Molecular function (GO): hydrolase activity, hydrolyzing N-glycosyl compounds
Source: RefSeq, a predicted model, not a curated record